Molecule: messenger RNA, 579 nt
Organism: Lolium rigidum
Lineage: Eukaryota; Viridiplantae; Streptophyta; Magnoliopsida; Poales; Poaceae
Exons: 5
Coding region: 1-579 (192 amino acids)
Biological process (GO): endocytic recycling; retrograde transport, endosome to Golgi
Cellular component (GO): EARP complex
Molecular function (GO): SNARE binding
Source: RefSeq, a predicted model, not a curated record
AUGCGGGGCGACGCGCCGCCGCCUACAGCGCCCUCUGCCUCCUCCUCCUCACCAUCCCUCUUCGGCGGCGGCGGCGGCGAGCUCUUCGAGUCGGGGCCCUCGCCCCUCGUCUUCCUGCCCCUGCUCCUGAUCCAGGGCGGCGGCAUGGACCUCUCCCGCGUCGGCGAGAGGCUCCUCAGCUCCGUCCGCUCCGCGCGCUCCAUCGGCCUCCUCCCUCCGACCCCCGCCCCAGCCCCUUCCCGCCCCGAGGUUCCAGCUCGAGCUGCUGCCGCGGCGGCGGCUGCCCGCGCGAUCGCGGGGCUGCCCCCGCACGAGCGGAUCAACCUGCCGUCCAAUUCCGAGGACCUCGUCUCGAUCUACGGGAGCAACCCGCAGGGCCCGCCCGUGGACGACCUCGAGGAGGUCUUCUAUCUGGAGGAGUUCGACCCGAUAAAGUACAUUCUGGCCAAUAUAUCGGAAGCAGGAGGCGAUGCCACCUAUUUCGAUAAGCAGUCUACUAUGAGAUUGGCGCAGCUCGACAAGAUUGCCGAACGAUUGUCGCACCAUGUUAUGGGUCAUUAUGAGGAAAUGGGUUUUUAA